Messenger RNA from Monascus purpureus, 2119 nucleotides. Lineage: Eukaryota; Fungi; Ascomycota; Eurotiomycetes; Eurotiales; Aspergillaceae. The record is from the annotation of a GenBank genome assembly.
CAACCGCGUAAAUUAACAGAAAAGCCCCAGCCCAUCCAACCUCAACCAACGGCCCUCCCACUAUCUCCUCCCCAUUAAUUCAGACCAUCCCACAUAUCUGACAAUGACGUCGAUUGCAGAAGGCCUUUUCAAAUCUCUUCCCAAGCCAAAAUAUACCGGUGAAAGUGAAGAAAUCCCUCAACAUGCGCAGCCCCGUGGUCCACGGGUCCUGGGCCCAGGUCAACUUGACGAAACCCAGGUCGUUCUAAGGAGAACUGGCCCUCCACCAUAUGGAAACCGUGCAGGAUGGCGUCCACGAGCACCGGAAGAUUUUGGCGAUGGUGGCGCGUUCCCUGAGAUUCUCGUAGCACAAUAUCCCCUUGACAUGGGCCGGAAGGGCAAGUCUACUACGUCAAACGCGUUGGCUGUGCAGGUCGAUGCGGAGGGUAAGGUCAAGUACGAUGCGAUCGCACGACGGGGCCACAGCGACAACCGAAUCGUACAUGCUUCCUUCAAAGAUUUGAUCCCGCUCCGGCAACGGGUAGACAUGGGUGAGGUAUCGCUCGACCGACCGUCUGAAGAGGAAGUCGCAGAACAGAUGGAGAAGACGAAGAACGCAUUGGCGAGUCUGGUAUCGGGGGCCGUGGCGGCGCAGAAGCCCAAGAAUGUCAAGGGUGGGAAGAGGGCCGAACCGACCUUUGUGCGCUAUACACCUGCGAACCAGAUGGGAGACACUAGCCGGAAAAAUGACCGUAUCAUGAAGAUUGUGGAGCGACAGCAGGAUCCUAUGGAGCCCCCGAAAUUCAGACAUAAGAAGAUUCCUCGAGGACCGCCAUCUCCCCCUCCUCCCGUUAUGCAUUCUCCGCCUCGGAAACUUACCGCGGAAGACCAAGAAGCCUGGAGGAUUCCUCCGCCGGUAUCGAAUUGGAAGAAUCCCAAGGGUUAUACUGUUCCGCUAGAUAAGCGUUUGGCUGCCGAUGGCAGAGGACUGCAGGACGUUACGAUUAACGAUAAAUUCGCCCAGUUUGCUGAAGCUCUAUUCACAGCCGACAGACAUGCUCGAGAGGAAGUGCGACUACGCGCCCAGAUGCAACAGAAACUGGCAGAGAAGGAAAAGGCCCAGAAAGAAGAACACCUCCGUGCCCUUGCUCAGAAGGCACGCGAAGAACGAGCAGCAGUGGCCCCCUCCAGCCGUCGUGAAUCACGCGCCCGCUCUCGCUCACGAAGCGUCAGCUCAGCCGCGUAUUCAUCGCGUUCCGCAACUCCAGAGGAAGAAGAAGCCGUACGAGAACGCGAAGAACUCCGCCGCGAACGACGACAAGAAGCCGAACGGCAACUCCGCCAAUCCCGCAUGGGCACGGAACGACGCAUCCAAGCCAUGGCCCGGGAGCAGAACCGCGAUAUCUCCGAAAAGGUGGCACUGGGUCUGGCCAAGCCCACUCAGAGCUCCGAAUCUAUGUACGACUCGCGUCUAUUUAACCAGACCAGCGGACUAAACGCUGGGUUCAACGAAGAUAAUCCCUACGACAAACCGCUCUUCGCCGCGCAGGACGCUAUCAACAGCAUCUACCGCCCACGGGCCCAGAUAGACGUAGACGACGAGGAGGCAGCUGAGGGCGAGAUGUCGAAGAUCCAAAAGACAAAUCGCUUCGAGGUUCUAGGAAGGGCGAAAGAAGGGUUUAGAGGUGCCGCCGAAGCUGAUCAACGUGAAGGACCAGUGCAAUUCGAAAAAGACACAACCGACCCCUUUGGCAUCGACAGCAUGAUCGCCGACGCAACUAAAAGCUCCAACUCAGGAGGCGGACAGAAACGCUACGGCAUCCAGGAAGUUGAGCGGGAGGAUCGCGGAUCCAAGCGCGCAAGGGUCAGUGAUGAUGAAUAAAAGAAAAAUUAAAAACCUGGGUCGGUGUUGUCUUCACUUUACAUUAGGGCGUUCUUAUGUAGAAUGACAGAUUAUUUUUGUGGGGUUUUCGGGGUCAUCCGUACUUACUGGAAUGGAAAUUGAAUAUACCCGUAUUAUAUAUUUUCAAUUGCUUGUAUGGUUGCCUAUGUACAGGGUUUCCUAUGCCGCUUCUUCGGUUUGUUCCCCCCCGAUCACUGGGUACAUCUGAGUAUGCCCUGAGUGUAGCCUCAAUAAAAU